AUGUCAAUGAAGUUAUUAUUUACGGAUCAUGAAGUGUUCGGUCGUCAGUGGACGACUUUUUCUCCAAAACCAUUGGACCUUUUUGUUCUGAUUUUUGGUAUGAAGAUUCCUUAUUGGUUGAAGAUGAUAUACAAGACAAAUCAGAGCUCAACACAGAAGUAUUUGGAAUUUUAUCGUGAGGUUGUACUUUCCACAGCUAGACUGGUUGCUGAAUGGCAGGCUGUUGGAUUUUGUCAUGGAGUAUUAAAUACUGAUAACAUGAGUAUUUUAGGAUUAACUAUUGAUUAUGGGCCGUAUGGAUUUAUGGAUAGAUUUGAUCAGGAUUAUAUUUGUAAUGGAUCAGAUGAUGGAGGACGAUAUGCUUUUAACAAACAACCUUCCAUGUGCAAGUGGAAUCUGAAAAAGUUUGCUGAGGCUUUAAGUGGUUACACUGAGCUAGACCAAGUGUUGCCAUUAGAGAUGUCUUUGACAGUGUUAGAGGAAUAUGAAGAGGAGUAUCAGAAAUGCUUUUUACAGAAGAUGAGAAAAAAAUUUGGUUUGGUUCGAAAGCAGUUAGAGACUGAUAUAGAUCUGGUGGACUCUUUUCUGCAGGCAAUGCAGGAUACAGGAGGUGAUUACACCAACUGUUUCCGUUGUCUGAAUCAAUUAGACUUGCCUGGAGCUGACACCUAUCACACAUCUAUGGAGAGAGUAACUAAUAUGUUGAUGGCACAGUCAUGCACUUUGGAAGAACUCAAGAACACUUGCAAACCAAGAAUGGACCCAAGGGAAUUGAUGAUGAUUGUUAUGUUGAUGCAGACUAACCCUGAUCUGUUGGCAAACCUUGGCAAAGGACAACACAUGGUUGUUAAAGAGAUGGAAAAAGUAGAAAAACUCAAGCAAUUACAAGGUUUAACAGAGCAAGAUAAAAAAAAUAAAGAUUUGAAGAUCUGGUCAGCUUGGCUCGAGAAAUACUCAGAUAGACUGAGACUAGAAUGUAAAGACAUGCAAGACAUAGAGGAACUGUCAAAGACUAGGGUAACUGCUAUGAACUCCAACAACCCUAAAUACAUACUGCGUAAUUAUAUAGCACACAAUGCCAUAACUUGUGCAGAAAAAGGAGACUUUUCUGAGGUUAGAAGGGUGCUGAAACUACUGGAGCAUCCAUAUGAUGAUGGCACACAGGUUGAUGACGUCACAAUGCAAUUAGAACAGCACAAUAUAGAAAGCUCAUCAUCUGCUGAACAAGGUGUGCAGUGUUUUAUAUUUCUCAGUUAU
This is a messenger RNA of Saccoglossus kowalevskii, 1257 nucleotides long. Its product is annotated as protein adenylyltransferase SelO, mitochondrial-like. The record is from RefSeq and is a predicted model, not a curated record. NCBI's taxonomy places the organism in Eukaryota, Metazoa, Hemichordata, Enteropneusta, Harrimaniidae.